AUGGAUUUCCGGCCGUGGCAGCAGUUGCCCGUGUUUUUUGCGAUGGGGCUUGGGAUUUUUAUUUUAGGCUUGCAAGACAAUACCAUCGUGGGCACAGCAACUCCCACCUUGACCAAUGAAUUCCAUUCAUUGACCGAUAUUGGAUGGUAUGGCUCAGCAUACCGACUUACAACAUGUUCAACGCAGUUUCUUUUUGGAAAGCUAUACGAGCAAUUCCGGGUAAAAUGGGUUCUUGUUAUGGCGGUGGCCAUCCUUGAAAUCGGGUCCAUUGUGUCUGCCUCAGCGCCGAGUUCAGCUGCGUUCAUCGUCGGAAGGGCCAUCGCGGGCUGUGGCUCCUCUGGGAUCCUUAACGGGGUUUUAAUAGCAAUUUCCCAUACAGUUCCGCUUCGCUGGAGGCCGAUAUGCAAUAGCACUGUCGGAGGCCUCGAGUGCAUUGCAAUGAUCGUCGCACCGGUGAUUGGAGGUGCCCUUACAACCUACGUCACAUGGCGAUGGUGUUUCUGGCUCAACCUCCCUGUGGGUGGAUUCACAAUGGUUGUGAUUGUCUUCCUCUUCAAGAAUCCGGAGAAUCAGAAAGUUACCGAGGAGCCAUUCUUAACCAAAAUCAAGCAGCUCAACACUAUGAGUCUUCUCAUAUUCACUGGAAGCGUUGUUUGUCUCCUGCUAGCGCUCCAAUGGGGUGGCACUACAUACAGCUGGGGCAGCGGUAGAGUUAUUGCUGUCCUGGUAGUCGCCGCAGUAUCAUUUGGAGGUUUCAUUGUUUUCGAGGUGUUGAAGAAAGAUGACGCUACAAUUCCUCGAUCUGUGAUACUCAACAGAACUGCCGGUCUAUGCUUAGUCUACGCCUUCUGUUCAUCGGCGGCCUUUAACGUUAUCGAUUACUUUCUGCCCAUCUGGUUUCAAGCGAUCAAGGGUGCUACAGCAGCUAAAUCCGGGCAAAUGCUUCUUCCUUCCAUUAUUAGCCUUUCCAUUGCCGCAAUCAGCUCCGGCUUCAUCGUCUCUGCCAUUGGAUAUUACACACCUCUCAUGUUGCUGGGUUCCACAAUGAUGGCCAUUGGAUUCGGGUUCCUAACAAGGUUCACCCCAAAGACCACAGAUUCUGCCUGGGUCGGAUGGCAGGUCAUGUUUAGUAUCGGCAUCGGGCUGGCAUUCCCCCAACCUUGGUCGGCAAUUCAGACUGCGCUUGACGCCAAGGAUAUCCCCGUUGGUAUGGCGGCGGUUGGCUUUUCCAUUAGUUUCGGUGCUGCAAUUUCUAUUUCCGCGUCGCAAAGUAUUUUCACAAACCUCCUUCGAGAGGGUUUGUCUAGUGUCCCUAGUCUAGACGUUGGCAGCGUCAUAGAGCAGGGAGCGACGGGCUUUCUGAAGAAUGUACCUGCAUCAGAGAAGGAACGGGUGAUUGCGAUCUACAACUCGGCUGUCACAAGAGCUUUCUGGGCCGGUGUCGCGGCGGCCUGUGUGGGGAUGGUGGCUGCACUCUGUAUGAAAUGGAAUUCUGUGAGAGGGGCCAGGAAGGAAGGCACGGUGGAGGAGUAA
Molecule: messenger RNA, 1533 nt
Organism: Aspergillus nomiae NRRL 13137
Lineage: Eukaryota; Fungi; Ascomycota; Eurotiomycetes; Eurotiales; Aspergillaceae
Product: MDR family MFS transporter
Exons: 6
Coding region: 1-1533 (510 amino acids)
Biological process (GO): transmembrane transport
Molecular function (GO): transmembrane transporter activity
Source: RefSeq, a predicted model, not a curated record